Gongylonema pulchrum is the source of this 741-nucleotide messenger RNA. NCBI's taxonomy places the organism in Eukaryota, Metazoa, Nematoda, Chromadorea, Rhabditida, Gongylonematidae. The record is from the annotation of a GenBank genome assembly.
AUGCAUGGCGGCAGCGGCGUUAGCGUAACUUUGCAGGUGCUCGGCGUGGGUAUCAAUGGCAAAGUGGUGGAAUGUGAAAGCCGUAAAACAGGCGAAAAAUUUGCUCUAAAGGUUUUACGUGAUGUUCCAAAGGCACGGCGAGAGGUGGAACUGCAUUAUGCGGCGUGCAACCAUAAGAACAUCGUCCGGAUAUUGGACGUCUAUGAGAAUACCUACAAUCAAGUGCAGUGCUUGCUUGUUGUGAUGGAAUGCAUGCAAGACACGAGGCCGUUGGAGACGCCAUGCUAUACACCCUACUAUGCUGCUCCGGAAGUAAAUUUUCAGCAAACUUAUGCAGUGCUUGGCCCCGAGAAGUAUGAUAAGUCGUGCGAUCUCUGGUCCAUUGGUGUGAUCAUGUAUAUCUUGCUGUGCGGCUUUCCGCCCUUUUUCUCUGCAAACGGGCUGCCAAUGUCGCCUGGAAUGAAAAACCGUAUCAGGUCAGGGAAGUAUGCAUUCCCAUCGCCAGAAUGGGACCGCGUCUCCGAAGCCGCGAAAGAUCUGAUUAGAAAGUUGCUGCGCACAGAUCCGAGUGAGCGCUAUACGAUCGAGGAAACAAUGAACCAUAAAUGGAUCACGCAUUACCAGAAGGUACCUGAAACACCUCUCUUCACAGCUGCAGUACUCGAGGAAGAGAAAUCGCAGUGGGGCGAAAUGCAAGCAAGUUUUAUUUCAUUUCUCUUCCAAAUUUGGCCUGUGCCUUAA